AGCUGUCGGCAACAUACGUGCAGCGUUUCUUACAAAAUGGCGAGAAACGAGGGAAAUGUGAAUGUACGUCUUGUGCAAGCCGCCAUACGUGGAUCACUUCGAGACGUUAAAGUGGCAUUGAAAGCUGGUGCAGACAUUGACUUCGAUCUACGAUACAGCGACAAGGCAAGCACUGGCACAGCAUUGUUCAUCGCCUCCCAAAGGGGACAUGUCGACAUAGUGAAACUACUGCUCCGUGAGGGGGCGUCUGUGGCGAAGAGAUCCGCGCUCUCUCAUGCUCCUCUUCAUAUUGCAGCGUUCAACGGAGAGACAGAAGUGGUGGAACUGCUGGUGCAACAUGGAGCAACAUUAGACAUACGGGACAACAGGCAGCACACACCGCUCGUUCAUGCAUGUAUCUUCAACCAUGUCGACACAGUUCGGCUAUUACUUGAGCUUGGAGCAAACCCUGACGUGAGAGAAGCCGGAAGCCUCGAUGAAUGUGAAGAAGAGAGUUUGAAGAUAGUAGAAGAGGCGAUGAAGACCAAGCUGUUGAGAUGCUGCAACCCCAAAUGUGGCAAACCAGGCUACAGGAAAACCGGAACCCUGAAGCUGUGUGGCCGGUGCAAGCUGACCCGCUACUGCAGCCGUGACUGUCAGAUACAACACUGGUCUGUCGGACACAAGAAGUGCUGUGGGCAUGACGCGUACACUGGCGAGCGACCCGACUCCUUUCAAAAUAUAAUGACGUCGGUCUUCAAUUCAAUUCAAGUCAACGACGACACGAAAUGACUGAGCAUUCCUUUCUGGGCGUUAUUGAUCACACGAUGCCGCUAUGUACCAUAUCAAAUGCAGCACAAAGUAACAAGCUGCAUGUUACCAAACCUUAAGCAUUCUCACUAAGGGCAUGGUUCUGGUGUAUUUGAAGAAAACAUUAACAAUGUUGUCCAAAUGGCCAUGCAGUUGUAUACUAAAUUGUUUGCUUUAUUUUGUAAAUAGAGUUAACACGGUGUCUACAUACGGAGUAAUAUUUUAGAAAGCAAACUCAGUAGUGCACGUAUAUAACGUUAAACACGUGUAUGUUUCUCUUGUUGUGUACUUUAAAUAUGAAGUAAGAACUCACUGCAAUAACCUGGACUCCUAUUUAUUUUGCAAGUUGUUUUUUGACUCAUUUUGGUCAGCGUAGUACUCCAACAUUGUUUAUGUUAGUGCUUAUUGUACUUAUGGUAAUUAUAUGCAUAAAUGUGAUCACUUUGGUCUCAUAAAUGCAAUGGUUUUUGUCCAUCUAACAUCGUUGUUUUCUUUCUUUGAAACUGUCCACAAGCAGUCAAAUAAAGCCAAUUCAUGCAGUUA
Molecule: messenger RNA, 1332 nt
Organism: Branchiostoma floridae (Florida lancelet)
Lineage: Eukaryota; Metazoa; Chordata; Leptocardii; Amphioxiformes; Branchiostomatidae
Product: protein fem-1 homolog A-like
Exons: 4
Coding region: 37-771 (244 amino acids)
Molecular function (GO): protein binding
Source: RefSeq, a predicted model, not a curated record